Messenger RNA from Arthroderma uncinatum, 1722 nucleotides. Its product is annotated as WD repeat protein. Bases 1 to 1722 code for a protein of 573 amino acids. The transcript is spliced from 4 exons. Gene Ontology annotation, biological process: proteasome-mediated ubiquitin-dependent protein catabolic process. The record is from RefSeq and is a predicted model, not a curated record. NCBI's taxonomy places the organism in Eukaryota, Fungi, Ascomycota, Eurotiomycetes, Onygenales, Arthrodermataceae. Gene Ontology annotation, cellular component: Cul4-RING E3 ubiquitin ligase complex. Gene Ontology annotation, molecular function: protein binding.
AUGGACAUCAAUGUCUCCCUCGCAUGGAAUCUGAAAAUCACCUUCCCCUUUGGCUUGCUGAUCGGAUUGGUGUUAGUAACCACCGCGCAACUAUUCCGGCUACUUGGUGCCAAUCAACUUCAUCGUAUACUACGAGGUCACGGGUUGUUGCGAUCGCGAUCAAUCGAUGACGAUGACGGUUUUGGUGUUAAUUACCUGCAUGGAACGAACCGCCAUCCACUACCAAUACAUCAGAGACCAAAUUUAUACCCGAAGCCUCCAAGUCAGGCAGGGAGGGAGUUGAUGGCCUCUGGGGAUUAUGGCAAUAAUACAUACUACGCCGACAAGUUGAGAAGUCGAAAGAAGGAGCUGUCGGCAAAACUGAUGUAUAGAGAACUGGGGGCAGGGCCGCGGGGUGCUGAAAGCCGAUAUUCCCGCGCAAUAUCGCAGGACCUCCUUCCUGGUACCCCCGUUGAUACCAUUAUACAUUACGAUCUGCCAUGUUACUCCGGCCAGUUCUCCGACGAUGGGAACUUUUUCUUUACAUCCUGCCAAGACUUCAAGGUUCGGAUGUAUGAUACCUCCAAUCCAUAUAUCUGGCGCCAUUACAAAACUGUCACGUAUCCGCAUGGUCAAUGGACUAUAACAGAUGCCACCCUAAGUCCAGACAAUAGAUUCUUAGCAUACAGCUCCAUAAGACAUGUGGUAUGCUUGGCUGGAACUGACCCAUCAUCUGACACUAAUCCAAUACUCCUGGAUCUCGAUAACGGGCGACGGCAUGGGCCCCUCACCUCUCGUUUUGGGAUAUGGUCCGUUCGUUUCUCAGGAGACGGCCGAGAACUGGUAGCUGGAACUUCCAGUAGCGCGGUCGUUGUUUAUGACAUAGAGACCCGCAAGAAUAUCCUUCAACUACAGAGGCACACCGAUGAUGUCAAUGCCGUUUGUUACGGUGAUAGCAUGUCACCCCACAUCCUCUAUUCCGGGUCUGAUGAUACGAAUAUUCGUGUAUGGGACCGUCGGUCAAUGGCGGAUGGCCGAGCAGCCGGAGUCUUCAUCGGUCACACAGAAGGUGUAACGUUUGUGGACAGCAAAGGAGAUGGCCGCUAUGUGUUAUCUAACUCCAAAGACCAGACGAUGAAGCUUUGGGACUUACGGAAAAUGGCAACAGACCGCAAUUCCAUAGAAAACCGUCGCAAUAUAUACUCAACUGGAUUCGACUAUCGGUUCAGCCCAUUCCGGAAAGAUGAAUAUACCCCCCAUCCAGAUGAUUGUUCUGUCGUUACCUUCCACGGGCAUGGAGUGCUUAGGACGUUGAUUCGCUGUCACUUCUCACCAGCUGGAAGCACGAAUUCAAGAUACGUAUAUACAGGGAGUCAGGAUGGAAAGGUCUAUAUAUACAACCUUGACGCUACCUUAGCUAAGGUGAUUGACGUUAGAGCAGCCACGCGUCACACCUGGGACGGCAAAGAGGGUACGCGCAUUGGAACAGAUCAACCCGUGAAGGCUUGUGUCAGGGAUGCUAGCUGGCACCCUGAUGCUCCUAUCAUAGCAGCUACGUCGUGGAAUGGUUGGGGUAGGGAAGAAGGAACGUGUAGUGUUCACUCAUGGGGCUUGUCAGAGGGCAACGGCACACAUUUAGACUCCGAACUUCAACGACCGGACACACCUUCAGAUGGCGGCUAUGAAGACAUGAUAGAGGAAGAUUUAAGAAUUGCGGAAGAAAUAAGAAUGGCGGAAGAAUAA